Brienomyrus brachyistius is the source of this 4862-nucleotide messenger RNA. RefSeq names its product spliceosome associated factor 3, U4/U6 recycling protein (gene sart3). The record is from RefSeq and is a predicted model, not a curated record. Lineage: Eukaryota; Metazoa; Chordata; Actinopteri; Osteoglossiformes; Mormyridae. Gene Ontology annotation, biological process: RNA processing. Gene Ontology annotation, molecular function: RNA binding; protein binding. The transcript is spliced from 19 exons. Bases 1 to 2844 code for a protein of 947 amino acids.
AUGGCGGCAAAGGGAAGCGAAGAGAAGACGCAGUUUCAAGAGAUGGAGGAGGAGACGACAGCUGGAUUGGAAAGAGAAAUGGAGUCUGAUCAGGAAGAAGGAAUGGGGGUGGAAGAUUCUUCUGAGGAUGAAGAUGGUUCCUCUGAGGAUGAGAAAGAAAACGAGGCUGAAAUUCAGCGUUUAGAAGAACAGCUAUCCAUCAAUGUAUUCGAUUACAACUGCCACGUGGACCUGAUCAAGCUGCUGAGGCAGGAGGGUGAGCUGCUCAGACUGCGCAGGGCAAGGCAGAAGAUGAGUGAGCUUUUCCCUUUGACAGAAGAGAUCUGGCUGGAUUGGCUCAAGGAUGAGAUACGGAUGAUAGAGGGGGAGCCCAACCGUGAGAGUGUGUAUGACCUGUUUGAGAAAGCUGUGAAAGACUACAUCUGCCCUGAGAUCUGGCUGGAGUAUGCCCAGUACUCCAUUGGGGGGAUGGGGUCAUCUGGUGGGAUUGAUCAGGUGCGGUCCAUCUUUGAGCGAGCCCUGACAUCAGUUGGCCUGCACAUAACCAAAGGAGUUGCUUUGUGGGAGGCCUACCGGGAGUUUGAGAAUGCCAUCCUGGCAACAGUGCAGCCACCCCCAGGCAGUGUUCCCACUCGCGAGCAGCAGGAGCUGCUAAAUGUUCAGCUUGAGCGAAUCCACACACUGUUCCGCCGCCAGCUGACCAUUCCUUUAAUGGACAUGGAGGCUACAUAUGCAGAAUACGAGGACUGGUCUGACAGAGGUGUCCCAGAAGAAGUUACGUACCAAUACAAGAAGGCUGUCCAGCAGAUGGAGAAGAACCGGUCCUUCGAGGAAGCUCUGCUGGUGGCAGAGACCCCUAAACUGGCUGAGUACCAGGCCUACAUCGACUUUGAGCUGAAGGAGGGGGACCCCGCCCGCAUUCAAGUCAUCUUCGAGCGGGCGUUGGCCGAGAACUGCCUGGUACCCGACAUGUGGGCCAAAUACACCCGGUACCUGGAUAGACAGUUAAAAAUACGCUGCGUGGUUCUGUCGUGUCACGAGCGGGCGGUCCGGAACUGUCCCUGGACUAUGAGCCUGUGGAAAAACUACCUGCUAGCCCUGGAGAGACAUGGAGCGGAGCAUCAGACUGUGGAAGAGGUCUUUGAGAAGGCCCUGAAUGCAGGGUUCAUUCAGGCGACCGAUUACGUGGACAUUUGGCAGGCGUACCUGGAUUACCUGAGAAGGCGUGUGGAUUUCGCUAAAGAAUCCAGCAAAGAGCUGGAGGAGCUGCGAGCAGCCUUCAGCCGAGCUCUGGACUACAUGAAGCAGGACGUGGAAGAGCGGUUUAGUGAAAGUGGGGACCCCUCCUGUACCAUAAUGCAGAUCUGGGCACGGAUAGAGGCCUUGCACUGCCGGAACAUGCAGAAAGCCCGGGAACUGUGGGACACCAUCAUGACGAAAGGGAACGCCAAAUACGCUAACAUGUGGCUGGAGUAUUACAAUCUGGAGCGGUCUUACGGUGACGUGGUUCACUGCAGGAAGGCUUUGCACCGGGCAGUCCAGUGCACAGCAGACUACCCUGAGCACGUGUGCGAGGUUCUGGUCACAUUUGAGAGGGUGGAGGGCACCCUGGAGGACUGGGAUGUAGCGGUGCAGAAGACAGAGACUCGACUGGCCAGACUCCAGGAGCAGCGAAACAAGGCAGCUGAGAAGGAAGCCCUGCUGGCCCAGCAGGAGGUGGAGCGGGUGGAACAGCGCAAGAAGGCCAAGGCUGAGAAGAAGGCCCAGAAGAAGGUGCAGAGGACUGGCCGGGCGGGGGGGAAGAGGAAGGCGACGGAGCAAGAGGAGGAGGAAGGGGAGGACUGGGGGGAGCAGUCAGAACAACCUGUGAAGAAGCAUAAAGGGGAGGAGGCCCCCGGCAUGAGUGAGGCAGAGGAGCUCAUGGAGACAGAGGGUGGGUUCACGGGACUAACAGCGCGGAAACUGGCGCCCCCCACUGGCAACAAGAGAGAGGUGCGGGAGGUGGCAGAGGCCGCCCGCAGGGUGCAGAAUGCUACGCAGGACCAGCGGGAUGACCAGACGAGCGUCUUCGUCAGCAACCUUGCCUUCACCUUGGAGGAGCCCGAGACGAAGCUGAGGGAGCUGUUCCAGAGCUGCGGCUCGAUCCAGCAGGUCCGGGCCAUCUACAACAACAAAGGAACCUUCCGGGGAUACUGCUAUGUACAGUUUGAGGAUCAGGCAUCAGUCGCCCUGGCGCUGAAGCUGGAUCGGCAGGAUGUGGAGGGCAGGCCCAUGUUCGUUUCCCCUUGUGUGGAUAAGAACAAGAACCCCAACGUCAAGAUUUUCAAGUAUAGCACAGCUCUGGAGAAACACAAGAUCUUUGUUUCCGGUCUUCCGUUUGGCUGCACCAAGGAGCAGUUGGAGGAGGUGUGCAAAGAGCACGGCACAGUCAAGGAUGUCCGCCUGGUCACCAACCGGUCUGGAAAGCCCAAGGGCCUGGCGUAUGUGGAGUUCGAAGACGAGGCACAGGCAUCAACCGCUGUACUGAAGAUGGACGGGAUGACCUUCCUGAGCCACACCCUGACAGUGGCCAUCAGCAACCCCCCCCGUCGGAACGUGGCUGAGAAAUCAGACCUGAGCAAAAGCCUGGGCUCUAUGAUGCCACGCCAAGUCUAUGGAUCGAGAGGGAAAGGCCGUACCCAGCUGUCCAUGCUUCCACGCGCUCUGAACCGCCAGGCAGCUCCGGAGCUUAAGGUGGAGAAUGGAACCGUGCAGAAUGCAGAGGCAGCGGGCGAGUCCGGGUUGGAAACGCAGAGCAAGCCUCUGUCAAACGCCGAUUUCGCUAGGCUCCUGCUCAAGAAAUGACCUGUUCAGAUUUGUGGAGAGAGAGAGAAGGAAAUAACUGCCUUUUUAAUGGAAACCAUUUUGUGUCCUUAAAAGAAAAAUAAUAAAAAAAAAAAUGUAAUUUAGUUGUAAAUAUUUGAAUCCCCCCCCCUCCCUUUACGUGGCCUAUCCUAUAAGCAAACGCCUUAAUUAACCAGGGCUCCCUCCUUGCCUCCUCUCCCUCCCCCAGAAGUAUGAGAAUCAGCCACUUCUUUUGGAUGUUAGUCUGGCUGAGGAAAUCUGUUUUAAUUGCAAGGUUUUAUGAAAAUUAUUUUAAAGUGUGCAUGUAAUGUGCCACACCCCAGUUGUUUAAGAUGGGUUGUGUUCUCUAGGAUUGAAGACUGAAAGGCUUGGAUACGAUCCCUGUAGAGGCUUUGGGGUUUGGUCCUGUUGUUUUGAGGUUGUAAAUCUACUCUUGUGGAUUGUUUUUGAUUUAAGGAUAUAUGCAAGAACUUCAUUUUUACUGAGAAUAUAAAUGUAUUAUACAGUGUAUAGAAGAACGAUGAUGGUGGUGAGGCAUCUCUCACACUUGGUCUAAAUAUGGCACUGAUGCGCCUGUUUUGCUUUAGUCUUGCAGGCUGGCAGGUUUGGGCCAGUGCUGGGCUCCCGUCCAUUUUGCAGAAACUACCUGGACUGCUCUCACAGAAACUUAGCAGCAGCAAUCCCAGCUCAGCUGACACAUAGCCCCCCCCCCCCCCCCCCCAGAAAAUAAGAUUUUGAUUGGAGAUGUGUCAGAGUGCGGCUGUGCAGUGGAGGCUCUGCACGUUAACUUUUAAUUGUUACUGGUAGUGGGUGUUCAGAUUGCGUGUGUGUGUCCCAGAAGUCUGCAUGUAAAGGCUGAUAAUGACCAUCUCUCACAUUGAGGGCGUUUACAUUUAAAGGUAAAAAGCAGGAAUCAUAAGCCCCGCCCCCUUUUCCCUCCCACUCUCCGCACGCGUUCUUGUAAGCACCACCUACCUGUUAAUCCCAGACUCCUACAGAUUUUUUUUUUUUUUAUUAUUUCUGCCCACAUUUCUGCAGUGCAUGUAUGCGUAAUUCUGCCUUAUGCGUAGGCCUCACAGUAAUAGCCAUAAACGGAUGGAUGGAUUGUAGUUAACACUGUGAAACUGACACAUUUUGGAGGCAUCGCUGGGGACGAGGCAAAGGUGUGACGGUGAUUUAUUUUUGAUGACACACACGCUGAAAGUCGAGUUCCUCAGCCACCAUUCCCGCACCCUAACCCUCGUGAAUCUAUGCAGCUGUAUAUCGCAAACGAGACCCUUCUGCGUGCUGAUCCUUCUCUAACUGUACAGAAAAUCGCUCUAUCCGUGACCGUGAGUUAUAACUGUAUGCUUGAGCUGUCUACCUGUAGAAUGUGAGUCCCCAAUUUCUCUGAUGUAAGGACCUCAAAGCGGUGAAUGCGUACAUAGGUUUUGAACACAUGGACAACGAUUCUUUUGUGUAUGUAUAUAUAUAUUUUUGUUUUUCACAGAACUAUCUGAAACAUAUUUUGUGUUUGUGGUCACCCAAACAAUUCCUUCUAUACUAGUAUCACCAGUGAGCCUUUCAUCAUUUUAAAGGAGGCUUUUUUUUUUUUUGUGGUCAGGUGUUCAGUGUUCACAUCCCAAGUGAUUGGCCAUAGUUUUCUAUAGCAUUUGUAUGUUUUAAGAGAGGAAAAGGACAUUUAGCUAAAUCUAGUGAUGUAUCACCACAGUGGCCUAUUUUAGUAAAGAGAAAAUGUGUUUUAAAGUUAUUUGAUGUCCAUUAUUAAAAAAGGUGAAAUUGUACAAAAUUUAAAAGUUUAUUUUUUGUUAAUAUGUUGGGUAAAUUGGUCUUUGAAUGCUUGAAAAUGUACUGGAAGCUUUCAUUUACCAAAAUGUUUUUUUUGUGUGUUUGAGAAGUUGUACAAGGACCAUGUGUCUAAUUUCCUGCUGUUUUUCUAGCAAUUUAUUCUUUUUGUUGAUCUAUAACUGUAUAAUUUUUUUUGCGCCUAAAUGCUUCAUUAAAAGCAAUUAAAUGUG